Lodderomyces beijingensis is the source of this 1200-nucleotide messenger RNA. The record is from the annotation of a GenBank genome assembly. NCBI's taxonomy places the organism in Eukaryota, Fungi, Ascomycota, Pichiomycetes, Serinales, Debaryomycetaceae.
AUGAAUGAGUUUGACCGAGACGUGGACAAUGACUUGGAAUUCAGUCAUAAAUCAACCAAAGGAAUCAAAGUGCAUCGCACUUUUGAGAGCAUGAAGUUGAAACCAGAGCUACUUAAAGGUAUCUACGCACACGGGUUUGAAUCACCCUCUGCCAUCCAGUCGCGGGCCAUUAUGCAGAUCAUCAGUGGACGAGAUACCAUUGCGCAAGCCCAGUCCGGAACGGGGAAGACCGCCACGUUCUCAAUAGGGAUGCUUGAAGUGAUAGAGCUGCGGUUGAAAGAGUGCCAGGCGUUGAUCUUGUCCCCGACUCGAGAGUUGGCAACUCAAAUCCAGAAUGUGGUGAAGCAUCUCGGGGACUAUAUGAAUGUGCAAACUUAUGCGUGCAUCGGCGGCAAAAACGUGGGCAUCGAUGUCAAGCAACUACAGCUGGGGCAGCAGGUUGUCAGUGGGACACCUGGGAGAGUUCUUGAUGUGAUAAAAAGGCGGAAUCUUUCGACUCGCCACAUAAAGAUUCUCAUUCUCGAUGAGGCUGACGAGUUGUUCACCAAGGGGUUCAAGGAGCAGAUAUACGACAUCUACAAGCACCUCCCCGCUGGCGCCCAAAUUGUAGUCGUGAGCGCGACAUUGACGCCGGAGGUUUUGGAGAUGACCAACAAAUUUGCAACUGAUCCUGUGAAAAUCUUGGUCAAGAGAGAUGAGGUGUCGCUAGCUGGGAUCAAGCAAUACUAUGUACAAUGCGAACAAGAGGAUUGGAAGUUUGAUACUCUCUGCGACUUGUACGACAAUUUGACCAUAACUCAAGCGGUGAUAUUCUGCAACACCAAAGUCAAGGUCAACUGGCUAACAGACCAAAUGCGGAAGCAGAACUUCACAGUGGUGGCCAUGCAUGGAGACAUGAAGCAAGACGAGAGGGACUCGAUCAUGAAUGAUUUCAGAACGGGCAACUCGCGCGUGCUUAUCUCGACAGAUGUUUGGGCGCGAGGCAUCGAUGUGCAGCAGAUCUCGUUGGUGAUUAAUUACGACUUGCCAAAUGACAAGGAAAACUAUAUCCACAGGAUUGGAAGAUCGGGCAGGUUUGGCAGGAAGGGAACCGCGAUCAACCUAAUAACCAAGAGCGAUGUGCAAGAGCUUCGAGAUAUAGAAAAGUACUACUCUUGCAAGAUUAGAGAAAUGCCGAUGAAUGUAAACGAGGUUAUGUAA